AUGACGGAAGAACUCGAGAAGUCUUCCACGGAAAACGUGACCGUCGUGACGGGCAACUUCCCCACCGUCUCCAGCCUCAAGUCCGAGGACUCGACGGAACAGUUGAUAUGCAAAACGCCACAGAAGCUGCCGAAAAAGAAAAGUGGAAAGCCCAGUGUUAGUUCGAAAAGUGUCGAAGCCGGGAGUGAGCGAGGUGCUGGCACCCGGGCCGUGGUGCUGCUGGGGCUGGCGCAAGUGGCCCUAGGCGCCGGGCUGGUGGGCGCGGGCGCCUUGGCCGUGGUCAAGGGGGCCUCGCUGUCGAGGGUAGGCGCGGGGCUUUGGGCGGGGUGCAUCGCCGUGGUCACGGGGGUCGUUGGGGUGCUCGCGGGUAUUAACGACUGCUAUGGACUUAACAAUUCUUCUGGCAGUGGGUCACUGACAGCAUUCCUGGCGCUGUCUCUGCUGUGCCUGGCUUGCGGCAACAGCGCCGCGGUGCUGGCAGCCACGGGCCUGCACCGCGACUCGCUGAGCCCGCGAGCGCCGCUCAGCAGCUUCGAAGAUGAAAUGGAAGCCUGGACGCCCGUGCUCACCAACAUAGCGCUCCUCAUCAUCGCAUCCGUCCACUGCCUGGUGUGCAUCGUCUCCAUCUACCACCUCUCCAAGCGGGUCUGUCCCUGCUUCAGGCCCAAACAGCCCUUCGACCACAACCAGUUCGACCCGACCUUUAAACCUGUUCAGCCUUGCGUCUUUCACGUGGAUGAGAUCAAGAAGGCCCAGGAUGCGGAGAAGGUCCGCGGCCACGAGCUGUGCAAAGAGUUGGAGGCAAAACUGCAGGUGGAUACAUUGAAGAAGAAAAAGGAGGAGUCCCCGGAGUUCGGCAGCGCCAACAGCAAGGAGAAGUUGGUGACGCGCUGGCUGGGGCGGCAGCACGCGCCCGCCACCGUGCCGCGCCCUCGCAGCAAGGGCGUCAGGAAGGCGCGCAAGCCACCCCAGCCGCCCCUGGUGCUGCUACCCGCGCACCCUGCCAGCACGCUGAGCCGCAUGCCGAUGGGCAUGGUGGUGCCGGCCGGGCCGCGCUACGCCACACUGCCGCUGCCGCCCUCCGCCUACGCGCCGCAACUCUACUACCCCGCGCCGGAAGCGCGCAUGCGCCGCCGCCGCUCGCCGCGCGCAGCUCGCACGGAGCGCCAGCGUCGCGGCCGCGCCCGGCGCGACGACUCGCAGCUCACGCGCUCGCUCGAGCGCAUCCACCGCAAGCGCCGCUCCGACCGGGAACACCCCACCGUGGACGACUUAAAGCGGACCUACACGGGGUUGGACAGGGCGUACGCGGAGCAGUUCAUAGCGGUGUGCGACGAGAGCCGCCACGCCGCAGAGGCGCACGACUCGUUAGCCAGCUCCGCCACCGACACCUCACACUCGCAGCACUCCACCUGACCGCCCGCACGCGUCGUCACGCCCUUUGCACUCGUGCGUAGAUCACCUCCCAUCUAACAUG
Messenger RNA from Pararge aegeria (speckled wood butterfly), 1477 nucleotides. RefSeq lists its product as uncharacterized. The transcript is spliced from 7 exons. Bases 1 to 1416 code for a protein of 471 amino acids. Lineage: Eukaryota; Metazoa; Arthropoda; Insecta; Lepidoptera; Nymphalidae. The record is from RefSeq and is a predicted model, not a curated record.